GUCUAUUUUCAGUCCCUAAAUCGAUCAAGUUUUUAGAUUGAAAACACAUUUCCGAUUGAUGUCUAAUCUGCUUCUUGAAACAAGCAGUGUAAUCUGACUUUCUAUAUACAGUUAAGAUUGAUUUAUCAAGUGUAAAAUGACAACAGAAUAUUUACAAUUGAUUGCAAAAAUUUUCUUGCAACACCCCCAAGUCUCAUUUGAAACAAAGUCAUGAGGUUAUGUGAAAAAUUUAUAUCUAAAGCCAUGCGAUCGUAUAGAGGCACAGAGGUACAGAAUACCACCAUCGUCAUGGUUAUUGGUAUUAUAAUUAUUUGAUAUUUCAAUGCUCGGUGGAAUUUCCCCGUCACUUGAAUAGACUGCAUGGUAAAUAAUGUAAAAUUCGUUUACGAUGAUUGAAUCACAUUGUAAUAAGUGCACAACACUGUGGACACGGGGGAGGACUGAGACCAAUAACAUUGCCUUUAGAACGAAAUUAACUUCUGGAAUUAACGGAUAUAGACAAAGAGUUCCUGUCAUGGCUGAGGAGUUAAAAGACACGAUUACUCAGAGUCUGGAGUGUCCUGUUUGUCUGACUACCUUCACUGAUCCAAAGAUACUGUCUUGUUGCCACACCUAUUGCAAGGUCUGUCUGGAAAAGCUCUUGGAAUGCCAUGGUGAUGAUCAGAUGAUCCGAUGUCCUGUCUGCAAAGCUGAUACCCAGGUCCCAAAUCAGGAUGUCGGCCAACUACCGGCAAGCCUAGCUUUGAGGAAUCUUAUAGAGGACGUGAAAAAUCAACAUCAAAUUUGCACGAAUUGUGAUUCCGAGGAUAAGCCCAAAGCUGUUGUCUACUGCCAAGACUGUGGCAACUAUCUAUGUAUUACUUGCCACAAUAUGCACUCUCAGUGGAAAAACUUUGUCGAUCAUGAGAUCAUAGCCAUGAGUGAGAUCUCAUCAGGAAAGGUGUCAAUACGUAGAUACCGGAAAUGCAGGAAACAUCCGAAAGAAGAUGAAGAAUGUUUCUGUUCUAAUUGUAAGAGAUUCACAUGCUUCAGGUGUGCUGUUAUGGAACAUAAAGACCAAGGACACCAGGUCAUCGAGGCAGCUACGUAUGAAAGUAAUCACAUGAAGACCAUCGAAGAGCUUAAAUCCAAGGUGGAGAAGAAACAAUCUAGCUUUCAGAAUUACAUCGAUCUCAUCGAUGAAGAGCAGAAGUGUGUGGAUGAUGCUAUGAAGCAUUGCACAGAUGACAUCAACAAAGCAUAUGAUGAAGCAGUUCAGCAGUUGACAGAGAAGAGAGAAAUCCUUCUUGGUGAAGUCAAGGGAAAGACUAAAAGAGCAGAGAAUGCCCUUGAAGAAAUGAAGACAUCAGCUCGGCAGCGCAUCAAUCAGUUGACGACCAUUGCUGAGAUGGUAACCAAUAGGAGAAAUGCACCAGUAGACAUGGAUACUUUGGCUGUGUAUGACACUUUAUGUGAAGACCUACAAGAGGCCUUAAAUCAGGAAAAUCCUGAUUACGAGCAGCCGAAUAAAACAUGCGGGAAGGCGAAAAGUUCAAUUUUUGAGAGAAAUGUUGGAAAGGACGAGCUAGGUCUUGGAAAGAUUGUUAAUGAGAUUUUAAAGAGCAUUACUUUGCCUACUAAAGAUAGCAUGAAUGCCAUGGUAAACACACCAGAUGGUAGGAUGGCAGUAGGACGUGGUAAAGCACGUGGCGUGAACAUCUUCUCUGCUAAUGGUCGUCUCCAGAAGACAGUCCUCAAGGAUGUUAGUAUGUUUGCAUUGGGUUUCCUCUCUGAUGGUCGAUGUGUUGUAAUUGAUAUGUCAAACACUGUAGCACUGUACUCACAAGACUACACAAAGUUGAAUGUGAUGUUUAAGACUUUGAAUAAAGAUGAAGGUGGGGUUUCUAACCUCACUGUUGAUAGUGAUGAUCUGAUCUAUGUUAGCUACAGGAAACCCAAGAAGAUCCUGGUGUUCUCAUCAGCAGGUGGGAAGGCAAUCAAGGAGAUACCAUGCCACGGAUAUGUACCUUAGCAAAUCACUUCCUACAAUGAUUCACUAAUCAUUAGUACAGGUAAAACAGUACAUUUGAUAGACAAAGAAGGUGAUGUAAAACAUACAUUAUCCAAAGGAAGUAAUACUUUCCCCUUCGCUGCAGUGUCUCAAAGCAAUACAAUCCUGGUAGCCCAGGUGAACCACAAUGAAGGAUUGGUGAGCAUUGAGGAGUACACUGACGAGCUGAAGCACGUUCGGAACCUCGUUAAUGAGUACAAGAUUGAGAAGCCUACGAGAAAGUGGUAUUAUCUCCAGCAGUACCGAUCAGGAGAGAUCGCCUUCUGCA
Lytechinus variegatus (green sea urchin) is the source of this 2318-nucleotide messenger RNA. RefSeq names its product E3 ubiquitin-protein ligase TRIM8-like. The coding region runs from base 389 to 2011 and encodes 540 amino acids. Gene Ontology annotation, cellular component: chromatin; nucleoplasm. The transcript has 2 exons. The record is from RefSeq and is a predicted model, not a curated record. Gene Ontology annotation, biological process: positive regulation of DNA-templated transcription. Gene Ontology annotation, molecular function: ubiquitin-protein transferase activity; zinc ion binding. NCBI's taxonomy places the organism in Eukaryota, Metazoa, Echinodermata, Echinoidea, Temnopleuroida, Toxopneustidae.